AAACGCAGUUCGGUAUUAAACCAGAGCAGACCUAAAAAUGAAGUUGAUGGUGCAAAUAAUUUGUGCAAUUGCACUCUUAGUGCUAUUGGUUAAUGGCCAGCGACCAAAUUGCUGGAGGUAUUAUCAAGAGGAUCCAGAUAAUAUUGAUCAAGUGUAUUUCCCAUACGAGAAAAAUUGUCAGUAUUUCUAUCAAUGUACAGCACAUGGUGCUAUGAGAAUGAAGUGCCCACCAGGUAUGCAUUUCGAUAGAGAGAAUCAUCAGUGCGGUAGACCAGACGAUGUUGUAUGUUAAUUAGAUCACGUACAUAAAAUAUUAUUCAUUUUAUGCCAGUUAGAAUUAAUGUGUAUUUUAUAUUGUUGCCAUUUUCGACAAGAACGAC
Molecule: messenger RNA, 380 nt
Organism: Chironomus riparius
Lineage: Eukaryota; Metazoa; Arthropoda; Insecta; Diptera; Chironomidae
Source: the annotation of a GenBank genome assembly